Molecule: messenger RNA, 1185 nt
Organism: Drosophila hydei
Lineage: Eukaryota; Metazoa; Arthropoda; Insecta; Diptera; Drosophilidae
Product: peritrophin-44
Exons: 2
Coding region: 65-1069 (334 amino acids)
Cellular component (GO): extracellular region
Molecular function (GO): chitin binding
Source: RefSeq, a predicted model, not a curated record
AUCCGUUUGAACAUCAACAUCAAAAGCAUAAUUACGAAAGGUAUUUUCAAUCAAUCAAUCGAAAAUGCAAGCGUCAUUGAGAUUUUGUAUUGGAGUUAUCCUGCUUGCUCUGUGUCUACCUCAGCCUUUGCAGGCGCUGAAUAAUUAUGAGGACAUGUGUCGGCUGUUUAAGAAUGGCAUCCAAAUCCGGAAGCCUGCCACCUGCAAUGAGUACAUUGAAUGCAUAAAUGGCGAGGGCACCAUGCGCACAUGCGCUGAUUCCCUGGUGUUUGAGGCCAGCUCACAGGAGUGCGUGAAAGCUACGGCUAGUAACAGCGUGCACUGUGGCAACCUGUGCGAGGGCUUGGAUGGCAAAUGGGUGGCUGAUCCAACAAACUGCCAGAAUUAUCUCUACUGCAGAAAUGGCGAGGCCCUGGCUGGCCACUGCGAGGGCAACCAACACUUUAAUGAAGCCCUGCAGUCGUGCGAGCAUGAAGAUGACUCGAUUUGCGUUGAUGUUGCCAAUAUAUGCGAGCUGUUGCCGGACAAAACAAAGUUCCGGCAAGAGGAUGAUUGCAACGAAUACUAUGAGUGCAAAAGUGGAACGCACACACUCAAGACCUGCAGCUCCACGCAAUACUUUGACGUGGAGAGCGGUUCCUGUAAGGCUAAGAACCUAGUAGAGUGCAGUUCGCAUUCCAAGAAGGACGUAUGUUUGUUGAAAACUAAACCGUUGAAAGGUUUCCAACCGGACGGUGCCACUUGCCGUGGAUAUUUUUAUUGCGGUGACUAUGGUACUGUUCAUGAUAUUGAUCCUACGUGGGGCCAGUGUCCAGAGGGUCUUUUCUACGACGAUAUUAAUAAAACAUGCGCCAUUCCCACUUCUGUGGUGUGCACACACAACCGUUGUGAAGGCCGUGGGACGAUGUUAGUGGCCAGCAGCAGCAACGAUUGCCACAACUAUAUUCAUUGUGUCGAUGGUGUCGAAGUCGAGGAGAAAACUUGUCACUGGGAUUACUUUUUCAAUGAGAAAGUGCAAGGCUGCACUAAAGAGAUUAUUUACGACGUCUGCUGUGACGGACGUGACUAAAUAAUGUAUGCAUGUGUCAACAUAAAUGGGUAUACACAUAGACAGAAGCUAUGUAUUUUGUAAGAAAUUUAAAAUUUCUUUUGUAAUAUGAAACAUUAUUUUAAUUAAUCCACAAU